Entamoeba dispar SAW760 is the source of this 738-nucleotide messenger RNA. Its product is annotated as proteasome subunit alpha type-7, putative. Bases 1 to 738 code for a protein of 245 amino acids. The record is from RefSeq and is a predicted model, not a curated record. NCBI's taxonomy places the organism in Eukaryota, Evosea, Mastigamoebida, Endamoebidae. The transcript has a single exon. Gene Ontology annotation, cellular component: nucleus; proteasome core complex; proteasome core complex, alpha-subunit complex. Gene Ontology annotation, biological process: ubiquitin-dependent protein catabolic process.
AUGUCAUACGAUAGAGCUAUUACUGUAUUUUCACCAAAUGGUCAUUUAUUCCAAGUUGAAUACGCACUUGAAGCUGUAAGUAAAGGACUAGUAUCUGUUGGUGUUAAAGGAAAGGAUUGUAUUAUUUUUGGUGUUGAAAAGAAAUCAAUUGCCAAAUUACAAGACCCAAGAACAGUAAGAAAAAUUCAACAAAUUGAUCAACACAUUUAUACUACAUUUGCUGGAUUAACUGCAGACGCUCGAGUAUUAAUUAAUAAGGCAAGACUUGAAGCACAAAAUUAUCGUAUGUCAAUGGAAGAUGCUCCAACUGUUGAAUAUGUUACAAAAGCAGUUGCUAAUUAUCAACAAAAAUAUACUCAACAAGGUGGAAGUCGUCCAUUUGGUAUUUCUACUCUUAUUGGAGGAUUUGAUCCUGAUGGAACUCCAAGAUUAUAUCAAACUGACCCAGCUGGAACAUGGACAGAAUGGAAAGCUCAUGUUGUUGGAAGAAAUUCAAAAACUGUUGAUGAAUAUUUAGUAAAAGGGUAUGAAGAUAAUAUGGAAAUAGACAAAGCAGUUGUAGUUGUUGUUCGAGCUCUUUUAGAAGUUGUUGAAAGUAAAAAUAAUAUUGAUGUUGCUGUUUUUACAAGUGAUUAUAAAUUAACAAUGUUAAAUGAUACUAAACUAGCAGAAAUUGUUCAACAAAUAGAAAGAGACAAACAAGCUGAAGCAGAAGAAAAGAAACCAAUUCUCCAAUAA